AUGGAACAGAGAGAGAGAGGUGGAGAGGGGGGCAGAGAAAGCAGAGAAGGGGUAUGGGGGAGGGAGAAAAGAAGGAGGGGAUUGUUGGGGAGUUUGGAAAAAUGUAUAAAAAGAGGGGGAGAGAGUAAAAGAACAGAAAGCGAGAGAACAUUUCAAAAGCGAUAAAGGCCUAUCGACUAUCAGGUGAACACAUAUUUUUUAAACAUUUUCAUCAAUCUAAAAUGAUUGUCUAUUCCUUAUUCUAUAUGAAUUGCUAAAGAGAACAUGUGUCUACAACUUCUUGAAGUCUAUUGACACACAUCUAACUCAUUAACUACUGGCAUACAGUUGUGUUGAGGCGGGUCGUCUCUCUCUCACUGUUAGUGUAGUUCUUCUAAACCUUACCUACGUUUUUUUGGUGUGUACUGUUUGCUGUUAGUAUUAGUAUGUUUAUUCAUCCAUACUUGUUUAUUUAGGGCAUCUGUCAGGUAGAUAUGCUGUUUUUGUAUAAAAUCUUGUGGAGAUUGCACUGGCAGCUCUGCUGUAACUGGAAGCAGCUGACAGGGAGGUGCUGUGUGUGUAAAGCCUGGCUCUGACCAAUUGUGCAAUAGAGUCUGCUAGUUAGAUUUACGCACCAGUGCUUCACAAUAUUCCCAAAAUGUUCAACAUGAUAGGGCAGCUGUAUAACUUUUGCAUGGCCAUAUCAAUCAUGAGAAACGAUCGAUAAGGAUCAGGAAUAACACUGAAUUUGAUGUUAAGAUUUCUGCCUUUUACCCAUUCAUGUAUGCCGGGAAUUAAUUGCGGGAUCCGUUUUUCUUGUGUGUCUAUGUCGGUUUAUAAAUAAAUGUAAUCUUUGGGUUUCAGAUGACUUUGUUGUUGUUCUUUUAAAUCCCAAAUGAGGGUGGUGCCUGCUACCACUUCCACACAGUACAGUCAACUGCACUGGUCUGAUUUCUAAAAAGGUUUGAAUGAAAUGAACUUGACGAUUAAGCUGUACAAUAUCCCAUGAAGGUGAAAUCAAGCCUUCUUCACAAACUGUUAAGAAUAACAACACAUUUGGAAUAUUUUGUAAAGGUCUGACAGACUUAGUGCUUGGUAUGUCUCCAACCAAAUUUAGCCUGUUUCAUAAGCAGAUCAUUUGUCAAACCCUCUGUAAUGGAAUGUUAUUUUCUAUCAUAUUCAGAUGCCAUGUCCACCCACUGGGAUCCUCCACCUCCCCUCAUAAUCCUCAUACUGGCCCUCCUCAAUGGCUCCUCCUCCUUCGCUGCACCCUCUGACGUGUCAGAGACCAACUACACAGACACCCUUCCUCUGAGGCCAAGCGGACGCAUGUACAAAAUGUUGGAGCUCUACUCAGAUGAUGACUACGACCCGAAUUGGGACACCAAUCCACCCCCGCCUUCUCCCUCACGGGGCACCAAUCUUCAGUCCUGUGACUAUGACCCCUGCCGGGAGCUACAGACCCCCUGUGCCCAGCUGGCAGCCUCCAGCGGCUGCCUGUGUCCAGGGGUGAGUGGGCCCCAAGUGGCCCCAGAGCCUCCCGACCUAAAGAGACUGUCUAUGGAAGGGUCAGAGAUGGUUAUUCAGUGGUGUGCACCAUCGUCUGUUGUGACCCAUUAUGAGGUGGUGGUGGGCGCCCUGGAGCCCCUGGUGUUUGGGGAAGACCAGAGGAGUGGUGUUGUGGGGGAGGUGGGGCAGGGGGUGGAGGUGUGUGUGGUGGCGGUGAAUGACGCAGGAUUCAGCGAGCGUCAGAGGCGGUCCUGUACGAUGUACGAGCCCCCUGGAGACAGCAGUCUGGCCCUCAAAGCAGGGCUGAUCGGAGGGGCCCUGGGGCUCCUGCUGCUCCUCUCACUGGCU
Coregonus sp. 'balchen' is the source of this 1836-nucleotide messenger RNA. Lineage: Eukaryota; Metazoa; Chordata; Actinopteri; Salmoniformes; Salmonidae. The record is from the annotation of a GenBank genome assembly.